Electrophorus electricus (electric eel) is the source of this 1922-nucleotide messenger RNA. RefSeq names its product 6-pyruvoyl tetrahydrobiopterin synthase-like. NCBI's taxonomy places the organism in Eukaryota, Metazoa, Chordata, Actinopteri, Gymnotiformes, Gymnotidae. Gene Ontology annotation, biological process: tetrahydrobiopterin biosynthetic process. Gene Ontology annotation, molecular function: 6-pyruvoyltetrahydropterin synthase activity. The record is from RefSeq and is a predicted model, not a curated record. Gene Ontology annotation, cellular component: mitochondrion.
AUGAUGGACCGUGGACACUACGCAAACGAACGCGUCGCGUACAUCACGCGAGUGCAGAGUUUCAGCGCGUGCCACCGACUGCACAGCCAAUCAUUAAGUGAUGACGAGAAUAAGAGGAUAUUUGGAAAAUGCAACAAUCCCAAUGGCCAUGGCCACAACUACAAAGUUGAAGUGACUUUACGAGGAAAGAUCAAUCAAAUCACAGGGAUGGUUAUGAACUUCGCUGACAUGCAACUCCAUAUAGAGGAGACCGUCAUGAAAUCACUUGACCACAAAAACUUGGAUCUGGACGUGGCAUACUUCGCAAAUAAUGUCAGCACGAGCGAAAACCUGGCCGUGUGGAUCUGGGACAGCAUGGCCACGCGCCUCCCGCCCUGCAUGCUCUACGAGGUGAAGGUAUACGAGACGGAGAGGAGUGCAGCUAUGUACAGAGGGGAGUAGACCCGUUGCCUUAUGGCCGCGCGUCCGUGGGAGUAAGUAGUAAAGCUCAGCGCUUUAUUUACGAGUUUGGAGUGAGACUGCCACCUGCUGUGUCUCGCGCCGCCGAACCGUACCGGAUUAACGUUGAAGAGACCCGCUCAGCCAUCCACCAUGUGAAACUGAUCCUAUUAAAAAACACGGAGCUCGCAGGGCACAUCACGGCACACCAAAUCAAUUAAUUAAACCCCCGCAACCAACCUUGUGUAUCUUCUUAAUUUCGACUCUCGUUUCUAUUCUCAUUACCAUGGCUAGUUUGUCUAUACUGUAUGAAAAGUCUCUAAAAUAGUAUGUAGUAUGAUGCAGAUGUCAUACAACAUAUAACACAUAUGAAAUAAAAGUGCAGAGUAAUUCUUAGACAUCUAUGUACAGAUCUUGAGAUCACUCGUAAUAAAUGAAAUACUGAGGCUGAGAGAGCGUCUCCCCUUAGGGUGACAACCUUUCUGCUACCAGUAGGGGGCAGUACAGGGAUGGAUUUGGAGCCCAACAACUGAAGUGUUGGCGUUUCUCUACGAUUAACUCAAAACUUCAUAAAUAAAAUUUACAAGCUUUCCUGUGGCAGAACAAAUGCGUUUAUGUACGAUUUUUAUUUCUGUUGGUUUGUUGUUGUUGUUGUUGAGGUUUUUUUUGCUUUUUGUUGUUUUUUUUUUAAAGAUCAUUUUCUUUGAAUUUUUGUUUUUAAUAACUUAAGUUGCCCAUUUUAUUGCUAUUGUUAACCUAUUGAAAAUGACUCUGGGCCCUGAACAUCGAAGAAACUGCCAACGAGUUUUCCAGAUUUGUGUCUGGUUUCCACUGGAUUUCUGAAAUAAUUCUUGAGGAAAGCAUGUGUCAUCAUGUUGACAAGAAAUAACAAAUGGUCAGUGAUAUAUGAAUGUCUCAGACAUGUACAUUAUCAAUGAUAGAAUGUACCCCCCUAUCUCAUAAAUAUUUUUUAUAUCUCCUGAAACCUGCUACCAUUUUAAAGAUGACAGCCACUACCUUCUACUCGUCCUUAUAUCAAGCUGUAACUUACAUAUUGUGGCAUUCUGAAACUGAUUUUGAGUGAUUCACCUGAUUUGCAAUGUUAGCACUGAUUGCAUUUCAAGCAGAAUAUAGGAAAAGCAUGACCACAUGUCUUUUGACGCAAAUGUACACAGCUCUCACAACCUUUGGACCAUAAUUCAGGCAGUUUUGGCCUAAUUAUAACAUUCUCAGGCUUGCAUUUGCCUUUCUCUGCCAGAAAGGUCUUAUGAUUUGCUGCAUACAAUGAGAUGUAUGUGUCAGACAUGGAAACAAACCUUCAACAGCAAUCACUCUAGUGAAUUAGACAUUAGAGUACAGUGUAUGUGUUCCUGUAAUUACACUGAACUACAUGACAAUGAAAUGUUAGACAUUAAGGUGCAAAAGGCUGUCAUUACUGCUGUGCUUUAUCAAAAAUAGGCUUUUAAUGCAUUCCUCCAAAAAUA